GUUUCGGUUUCGCUUAGAGCCGUGGUUCGGUCGGUCGACGUGUGAACAGGCUGCUGCUCCGGAUCCGCUGAAGUCCUACAGUUUGUUUGUUUGUUACCGUUUAAAGCGGGUUCCAGCUUUAGGCCGAGUCUAAAACACCUGCGACAGUGAAGCGACCUGGUCCCGGAAACUGCUUUUGCAGGAGCUGUGCAUUAUGCAGAAGAUGAGCUGCUUCUUCCCGCCGCUCGUCGUGUGCCUGGACGCGUGCGUGGUGCACGCGGUCCGCCUGGCCCAGCUCUCACCCCUGCUCCUCCCCCACCCCUUCCUCGCCCUGUGGGGCGGGGGGCUGCUGCGCGCGUGCCUGCUCGUCCUCGUGGCCCUGAGCUACCCCGGAAGUCCUGCGGGCACGCGCAGCUCCCAGGGGCUCCAGAGCGUGGGGGUGCUGUGCUUCCACUUCCCCGCCUACGUCACGCUGCUCUGGGGGCUGGGGCGCCCCGCGGUGGAGGAGCUGUGGGGGUGGCACUCCUGGGAAAGGCUGCUGCAGGGCUACGUGGUGACAGCGGUGGCCUGGCUCUACUGGAGUCGCUACGCGUCGUCCCUGCUGCUCUCCUGCGGCCGGAGCAUCUCGUCGCGGCUCUGGAAGGCGCCGCGCGCGCCGGCCCAGAAGGCGUCCAGCUCCGCUCUGGAGCGGCUGCUGGGGUACAUGAGGCCCUACGGGGGGCGCUUCGCCUUCGUGCUGGCGCUCGUUGUCCUGUCUUCCUACGGUGAGAUGGCCGUCCCGCAGUACACGGGUCGAGUGGCCGACUGGAUCAUAAACGAAGAAGCACCUGAUGCGUUCACAGAGGCCAUCACAGUCAUGACACUGAUGACCAUUGCCAGUGCAGUGCUUGAGUUCGUGUGUGACCUCACGUACAACAUCACCAUGAGCCUCAUACACACCUCAGUGCAGGGCGCCGUCUUCCAGGCCGUGCUGAAACAGGAGAUCGCGUUCUUUGACGAGAGUAAGACAGGUGAACUGGUGUCACGCAUCACCACCGACACCAACGACAUGAGCGAGGCGCUGAGUGAAAAGCUGAGCCUGCUGAUGUGGUACACGGCGCGCUUCGGCUUCCUGCUGUUCUUCAUGGUGACCCAGUCAUGGAAGAUGACCCUGCUCACCUGCAUGGGGCUGCCCAUCAUCUGGGUCAUACCUGAGCUCACGGGGCACUUCCACCAGACCAUCGCUGCUAAGGUUCAGGAGUCUCUGGCUAAGGCCAACCAGGUGGCCACAGAGACCUUCUCCUCCAUAAAGACGGUGAGGAGUUUUGCUAACGAGGACGGGGAGACCGAGCGGUACCGACAGCGCCUGGAGGACACGUACGCGCUGAACAAGCAGGAAGCAGUGGCGUACGCGGCGUCAGUGUGGGCCAGCAGCAUGACCACGCUGGCCCUGAAGGUGUGCAUUCUGUACUACGGGGGGACCCUUGUGACCGGAGGUGCUGUUAGCAGUGGAGACCUGGUGUCGUUUGUCCUGUAUGAGCUGCAGUUUGCCUCUGCUGUUGAGGCUGUCAUGCGUUACUACCCUGAGGUGAAGAAGGCGAUCGGUGCCUCUGAGAAGAUGUUUGAGUAUUUGGAUCGGAAACCAAAAACGCCGGCGGAGGGAACGCUGGCCCCGCAACGCUUUGAUGGACACAUUCAAUUUAAAAAUGUUAAAUUUUCCUAUUCUGGAACGGAGGGGACAGAGGUGCUGAAGGGCGUGUCCCUUGAGGUGAAGCCGCACCAAAUCACAGCCCUCGUGGGUCGAAACAGAUCUGGAAAGUCCACCUGUGUCAAGCUGCUGGAGAGGUUUUACGACCGACAGGGAGGAGAGAUUCUGCUGGAUGGAAAACCACUGCAGAGCUACAAAGACCAGUAUUUGCAUGACAAGAUUGCUGUGGUGAGCCAGGAUUGUGUGCUGUUUGCGCGCUCUGUCCGGGAGAACAUCAAGUAUGGCUGCGACAACGCCACAGACGAGCAGAUGUACGCGGCUGCCAAGCUGGCCAGUGCCCACGAGUUCAUCGAGGGGCUGUCAAAAGGAUACGACACAGAUGCUGGGGAGAAGGGAGGUCAGGUGUCUGGAGGCCAGAAGCAGCGCAUUGCCAUUGCUAGAGCUUUCAUUAGAAAUCCUAAAAUCCUCAUAUUGGACAACGCCACCAGUGACUUGGACACAGAGAAUGAAUUCCAGAUCAAUCAAGCCUUGUUGAAGAAAAGCAAGGACUGCACUGUGCUGUUGAUCUCCAACAAGAUGAGUGUUGUGGAGAAAGCCAAUCACAUAAUCGUGCUGGACGACGGGGUGGUGAAGGAGCAGGGCAGUCACCAUGAGCUGAUGGGAAACCGCGGCCUUUAUGCUGAUCUGGUGGAAAAGCAGAAUAGAGGCUUCCGCCGUCCACAAGAGGACACGCGGUGAUCCGUUGGGAGCUGGUUCUGAUUGACUCCAUUGGUUACCUUGGUUACGUCUGCGGUACAAAUGCCUUUAGGACUACACUUUGCACUAUAAGUGUAAAUAGCUUUACCUGUUUUAAGACUUUUUCCUCCACAUUGUUUGAAGUACUUCCAAUCAUAAGCCUGUAAAUUAGUUCAGGUGUUAAACCUGAAUGUUCCAGCGAAACCGAUUCUAUGAAACCCUAUGGUGGGGACCAUUUGCACUUCUGCUUGACAGUACCAAGGUUCUAGCACGAACCCUGGCUGGCGUUUUGUGUUCUAUGUAAUUCUUUACUUCAGUUAUUUUUUUGGUCGUUGACUCUUUAUACAUCUGUUUAUACGAGACUGGUGAACUGUCACAUUCUAACUGGGACGUGCACCAGCUCCCUCAUGAUUCCUGCAGAUCAGAAUCCUAGAGUGCAGUCUAUUUUAAAUCGGUCCAGUAUUUCUUUGUGUCAUGCAAGCUUUGGGAGUAAAUAGGACUUCAUUCAUAUACAAUACAGUAGCAGUUCUAACCAAUCCACGUUGCUUUUAUUCACUUACACACAGCUACUGUGCAAGGUGCUACUGAAACCAGCCCGAACCAGCAAACCUUCAAUCAUUGUACUUAGAUUGUUACAUUACAUGUAGAUAAUUGGCUACAUUUAACAAUCUGAAUAUUGUGAUAUUCAGAAUGUUUCUACAUGUUAUUAUUGUACAUUUUUGAUGUAAAUAUUGAUGCACAUUUCCCUAUGUUGUGAUUUGUUUUUAUUUAAAUGCUUUAACAUAUUAAGGCUUUGCAAAGUUACCUUAUUAAACAUGUUAUUUUAAUGUUA
Molecule: messenger RNA, 3233 nt
Organism: Betta splendens (Siamese fighting fish)
Lineage: Eukaryota; Metazoa; Chordata; Actinopteri; Anabantiformes; Osphronemidae
Gene: tap1
Product: transporter 1, ATP-binding cassette, sub-family B (MDR/TAP)
Exons: 13
Coding region: 194-2404 (736 amino acids)
Biological process (GO): transmembrane transport
Cellular component (GO): membrane
Molecular function (GO): ABC-type oligopeptide transporter activity; ATP hydrolysis activity; ATP binding
Source: RefSeq, a predicted model, not a curated record